AUUUAGAUAAUCAAUUUCAGGAAUAUCUGUGGAAUCUUGUUAGCCAGGAGCUAGUUUGGGGUUAAGGAUUCUCAAGUCUUUUUAUCAAACUUAGGAAAAAGAUGGUAUCUAGGUUGUGGUUAAGAAAGAAGGGCACCUAAUGUGUUUAGGGUUAUACACAAAAGAUUCCUCAAAAGUAAUAAAUACAUAGGUAUCAUAAGCAAUAAUUAAAACUGAAAUUCUUUAUCUUAUUGAGAUCGGAGUCUUUGAAUGAAACAGUCAUAAAGUAAAUUUUGCUUUAAGUGCUCUGCCUAGUUCUAAGCAUCCUGGCUUAAGAAGAACAGUGAUAAACUGGGCGAUAUUGAUAAACUGGAAUGCAUCCCGAGAGGAAGUUGAUAAAUAUCAUGGUAGGUUUGCUGCAAUCCUGUAGUCUUUAAUGGUUAUGUAGAAGAAAGAAUUUACACAGGCUGUUGCUUGUCACCGCAUUAGAUAAAAAGUAACACCUGCUGAAAUUCCUUCUUCUUCUCAACUAUUAAAGAUGCAAAUACGAUUUCCAAUUUUCAUUCUGGCAAUCCUAAAUGAGAGACCUAAAAAACGAGCCCUGGAAGGAAAGUCUAAAACACCUAGCUAUGCAUAGGUGCAGAGAAAUGUGGAUGCCACAGAAAAUGAACCCAACAGGUUCUCAUUUGUCGCGUACUCGUCAAGUAUGUGGCCGACCGGCUGCCCUGAAUAGGAAUGUUGGGGGUGAGGACUCCAUAGAAGGCGAGUGGCCGUGGCAGGCUAGUGUGAGGAAGAUGGGCAAACAUAUAUGUGGAGGGGCUCUGAUCACCCAUGAGUGGGUUGUGACAGCAGCACAUUGUUUCCGACCAGAUGAUGAUCCAUACCAAUAUACUGUGAUGUUAGGUGCCAACAAACUGGAAAAUUCCCAGCCCCAAAAGCAAUCCAUAGGGGUUGGAAAUAUCAUCAGAAACCCACGGUAUGCAGGGGAGGCUACAAGUGGAGACAUUGCCUUAGUACGGUUGAUUCGUCCAGUGAGGUUCACAAAUUACAUCAUUCCAAUAUGUGUGCCUACAGCCAAUGUGGAGUUUCCCCCAGGCAUGAAGUGCUGGGUCACUGGAUGGGGAGACAUCAGUGAAGGACAGGACCUACCUUCUCCAAAGAAACUCCAAAAACUCCAGGUGCCCAUAAUAGACACCCAAACCUGUAGAAGACUUUACAAUAUUGAUAUGGGACAGAGCUUGCCCCGGAAACAAAUCCAAAAUGAUAUGAUGUGCGCUGGAUAUGCGGAGGGCAUGAAGGAUACAUGCAAGGGUGAUUCUGGAGGCCCGCUCAUGUGCAAGAUUAACCGGGAAUGGCUCCUGGCUGGUAUUGUGAGCUGGGGAGAAGGCUGUGCUGAGAGGAACCGUCCUGGUGUGUACAUUCGCUUGACUUCAUACCAGGACUGGAUUGGAAGGAUUAUUCCUGAUCUUCAGUUUGUUGAUGCUAGGAAGUCUAACAACAAAAUCAAGAAUCAAGGCCUCAGUGGAGCUGAUGGGAGGGAGACAAGCUUCUUUCUCAUAGCUCUGCUUAGUAUGUUGGUGUGGACUCUCAAUAAUGUCUUGGCACUGGCAUAGAAUUUAUGGAAUGAACUCAUCACAGGUGGACAGUGUUAUGAAAUUAUUCCUCUUUUCAUCUUCCCAUCUCUCCAUAACUCCUAAUUUUGUCAUAAUCACUGCUCUGUUCUCCUUAACAUCAAGAGCACAAAGAGAAGCAUCCCAAAUUGGAAAUGUCUGAUGAUUUAGUGCUAACUGGUCAACACAGAUUUCUGUACAAUAGUCUUUUUCACCAGCUAACAAUACCUGUUUGUCCCCAUUGCACCAUGCGUUCCUGUUGUUCAACAACUUUCUCCUUGCUGUUUCUAUUGACAACUGGGACUUCAGUUUCCCUUUGUAUGUUCUUAAAUAUGAGCCAGAGCCAACAUAAGGCUAGGUGGACAUAAAUAAGUCCACCUACCCUUGUGUAUGCCUUUUUCUGGACAUUGAGAGGUUUGUAUUCUCUUCCACUCUCUGCAACAAGAAAAUUCAUCCGCAUCCUCCAAGAUUAAUAGUUUUGCUAUAGUAUUCCUCCUGAACAUCCAUUCCAUAGCUGAUGGAGAGCUAUGGAAUCUUUUGGUGUCUCAGCAAAGUACCAAUCCCAGGAGUCCAUAAUAUUGAGCCCUGGCACUUGAAGUGGUCUUUUUCUGGACAUUGAGAGGUUUGUAUCCUUGUUGGAUUAUUUGUCCACAAUUUUCUGGGCUUCUAGUAGAGGUCCUUGCCAAUAGUAAUUGCCUUUCAAACUGAGAGGUGAAUCUAGGACUUACUACUUUGCAAUGCUUCAAUAUGAAUAUAGUGCCAUUUCCCCUUUAGAUUGGGAUACAGCCUCAGUCCUAAUUUUUUUCUGCCUUCUACCUGUGAAGGUAAAGAAGGAAGUCCCCUCCAUAGGUUUUCUCCCCACAGGUAGAAAAUCAGCUGCUACAUUUCAAGCAAACUCACAAUAGGAACAGCUUUUUCUAACUUUACAUCCUGCCUGUGGGACUGUUUUACAUUUAACAAUGACAACAGCAACAACAACAACAACAUGCCACAACCAGCUGUUGGGGAGAAGAACCAUAUCCUUGGACCACACAUAUAGCAUAAUCCUCAAUUACAUUGUCAGAAAAGCUCAAGCUGUUCCUUCACAGGUCGCCUAAGCCAUGUCUAAGGCUUACUAGAUUAUUUAUGUCAUCGCCAGGCAAUUUUCGAUUUAUAUCUAAAAUGAUCCUGGAUGAUAUAAAUCUCAGAGAAAUAUGUCCAGUUGAGUCACCAAGUGCUUGCCAAUUUGGGUGGAAUAGUAAGGUGGGGAAUAUAAACAUUGAUAGGCAUUAGGUGAAACCUGCUAAAUGGUAAACUGAUGGCAGGAGGCCAAGGUGAGUUGGAAAACCAUUCUUCUGGACAAACCCUAAGAACUGUUUUUAUACCAUAGGCCACAUUUCCCCAAGCACAGUCUUUUGAAGUAGCAGGCUUGGUAGCUGUCAUUAUAAAAAAUAUAAUCAUCUAAUAGUAUUUCUUUCAGAAACCAGGUCUUUUGGAAUACAAUUAUUUUGAUGGGAGAAGGUAGCCCCAAAAAGAAAUCAUGCAAUUUAUUUGAUUUAUAGCUCUUCAUGAAAUUCCCACAUGUAUUUCUCUCUGCACAUAUUUUCUCAAAACAUUUCUCAAAACUGCACAUAUUUGACUUACAUUACAAACUACUCUUUAAUUUAAUAAAAAUAACCCUGUAAAAGUAGGAGCCAAUUUCUUGAAACAGGCACACAUGGAGUGCUGGUGAGCUGUUUUCUGAUCCUCUUGUCGCCAUGCAGAUUGCACUGUUGUCAUGUUGCUGGGGGGGGGGGGGGUUGGCCAAUUCACGAGAUAAUAAACAUAAAUAUACUUUUGUUUAUUGAAUCAUCAAGAAAUUGCUACGAAUAGGACCCCAAAAGAACAAAAGAAGUGGAUGUGCAUAAUAUUAGGCAAAACUGAAGAAGUUAUAUUGCAGGAACACAUACUUCACAAUGGUGGACAACUAGCAGCUUUCCACAAGGAUGGUAAAAUCAUCAAAACAUCCAGGUCUCCCCUGGAUGUCCCCCAUCCUUGCAGACGGCCAAUUAUUUUACACCAGAAGCGACUUUCAAUUUCUCAAGUUGCUCCUGACACAAAAAAGCCAGCUCUCCAGAUGUCAUUGAACUUCCAAUCCCUAUUAGUGAUGAGUGGAUAUUGAGGUUGCUGACAUCAUCUCAGUCACCAUCUACUUUUCAUCAAUUUCCCCAUCUAAAAGUAAUUCCUUGCCUCAAGAGUAUAUAGCAUAAUUUUUAUUCAUUUUUGCAGUAAGAGAUGUAAAGAAUACCCAUUAAUUUUCAUAUUCUUGAUGUAAGAGGGUGCCUUUAACACUCGAGACUUUCCACUAAGAAAUUGUAAAUUGUUCCAAAACUGUUUGGAUUUGGGGCAAAAAACCCCAACCCGUUUUUCUUCAAGCACAUUUUGCAUAGAAAACUGGUUUUUGUGUGUGUGUGCAAAAUACAUUUCAUUUGCACUAGAUUCAGUUUUCUUGUUGAAAUGAUCUCCCUUCCCCUAAGGUGAGAAUGAAAUAAGGAUCUGGGAUAAACUGUCAGAAAAUAAGUAAACACUCUAGAAUCCAAACCUGUUACCUGACUUUUAAAAAUUGUUGUUGAGAAAGCACGUUUAGAUUAAGAGAAGAUGACUGAUGGUUAUGGGACAGAUACUGAAAUGUUCACAUAUCUAUGGAAUGCCUGUUACUACCUCUGAUGUUGAAUGUAUUUCUAAAUGUAUCAAAACUGCACAGCAAUGACAACUUGUUUAUUUACAUUUGAAUUUUUGCAACCUAGCAUUUUCCAAAAGCCUAUUAGUAUAACAACAUAUGAAUGAAAUCAGAUAUGCAAGGCUUAACUUAAGCUUUGGAUGUUCGGAUUCAAGAAUUUAGAUAUUUAUAUUUCAUGCUAAUAAAAAAGGCCUUUGGAAUGUCUAAAUUUGAAA
Molecule: messenger RNA, 4502 nt
Organism: Anolis carolinensis (green anole)
Lineage: Eukaryota; Metazoa; Chordata; Lepidosauria; Squamata; Anolidae
Product: serine protease 27
Exons: 6
Coding region: 558-1592 (344 amino acids)
Biological process (GO): proteolysis
Molecular function (GO): serine-type endopeptidase activity
Source: RefSeq, a predicted model, not a curated record